GGUUGCGAUGGUACCAACGUGGAAAGUCGAUCGGACGGUGGGACAAAGGGGAAUCAUAAUUUGUGACCUGGAUGGAGAGCAGAGCUAUGGCGGGCGAGGAGCACGACGAUGAAGGCGCUGCCCUGCGACCCCCAUGGCGCUCGAUUCCAGGUUCCUAGCCCCCAUUUUCCAGGCCACGGAUGGAUCGAUUGCCCCGGAAUCGCGGCGGCAAAUCGUCGAUGGUGGAGCAGUGUAUGGUAAUAGGUUCUCCCUAGUUCCUGGCGCCACCGGCAUUGGAUCAUCGCUGGCCCGUGCUUAUGACUUUUGAUCUGGGCGAGCUACGAAGUCAUAGGUCGAGAUGGAUGGAUGCGACCGGGAAAUGGUACGAUUUCUAUGAGGUGCUGGGGGCGCUUGUGAGUAGGAUUAUGGGGUGCUUUGGCUGCUGCUUUGGGCUGAGUAGGAAAUCUACCAAAGCUCCGAAGCAAGCGAGCUAUUAUCCGGCGGGAGCUUCGCAAGAGCAGCUGCUCAAGUUUCCAGGGAGUGAUACCGCGUCCAGUGGCAAGAGGAGUUCUUCGGCAAGGUUUUCGAGCAGUGGCCGGGAACUGGUGGGAGUUAGACUAGGAAAAUCGAGCCAGGAAAAUGGAUGGUCUGUGGAAAACGCUGCUGAUCCGGUGAUCGAUGUGAAGAUCACUCGACGAGCGAAUACUUCUCAGAGCUACGAUGGGAGUAAAAUGAUCAAUCAAUACGUCCGUCACGAAAGAAUUGGGAAAGGGAGUUACGGGAAAGUGGUACUGCACCGUAGCUUGUUUGAUCAAAAAUUUUAUGCCAUCAAGGUACUGAAUUGUCUCACACCAUGUGCUAGAUCUAACCGCUGUUUUUGUCCAUUGAAGGUGUUUGAUAAGUCGCGACUAGGGAAAAUUCGGGUAGCCCCGUCUGAAACUGCAAUGAUGGACGUUCGUAGAGAAGUAGAGGUAAUGAAGCACUUGAGACAUCCUAACAUUGUUAGAUUGAUUGAGGUCAUAGAUGAUCCAGAGUGUGACCAGCUCUAUAUGGUUCUGGAGUACAUAGAAGGGCAGCGAAUGUUUAAACAAUCUGGACCACCUGGUGGCCUUGGCGAGUCCACAGCGAGACGCUACUUCAGAGACAUCGUGGCUGGUUUGAUGUAUCUUCACAACAAUAAAGUUAUCCAUGGAGAUAUCAAGCCCGAGAACCUGAUGAUUACUGCCGAAGGCAGGAUCAAAAUUGGAGAUUUUGGUAUCAGUCGAACUUUCGAGGGCGAUGAUGAUCUUUUACGUCGAUCUCCUGGCACUCCUGUCUUCACAGCACCAGAAUGCUGUAAAGGCAUGGCAUAUCACGGAAAGGCCGCGGACGUCUGGGCUCUCGGAGUGACUUUGUACUGCAUGGUCACAGGACAGUAUCCAUUUGUUGGGGAAAACUUUCAGGACACUUAUGACAAGAUUGUCCAGCAAGAGCUCUCGGUGCCUCCUGGCCUGGAUCCCGAUCUUCAAAACCUGUUGGAAGGACUUCUCUGUAAAGAUCCCGACCAACGAAUGACACUAGAUGCUGCUUCAUGCCAUCCUUGGCUCCUUAAAGCAAGCUCCUAGAAAGGGGGCGUGACCUGUGCUUUUGCUUCAUGGCAUGGCACCAAUCUCGACUUCAUGUGGUUAAGAAACUGGAAGGAAGUUUUGGUAGACUACACUUCAGAAUGUUAGCAUUCCGGUCAAGAAGAAGUGGCGAAUCUCUUUCUCGGUAGCUUGUUUGUUGGAAUCAAAACACCCAAACACAGGAAAAAGGCAAAGCUGAUGAUGAUCGUCACGCACAAUAAACACACUCGCCACCAUCGAGGAAGUUUUGUUCCAAUCUAAGAAAACCUCAUAAAAAAAAACACGUUUGAGCCUAAAA
Molecule: messenger RNA, 1881 nt
Organism: Selaginella moellendorffii
Lineage: Eukaryota; Viridiplantae; Streptophyta; Lycopodiopsida; Selaginellales; Selaginellaceae
Product: serine/threonine-protein kinase GRIK1
Exons: 12
Coding region: 297-1583 (428 amino acids)
Biological process (GO): intracellular signal transduction; protein phosphorylation
Cellular component (GO): cytoplasm
Molecular function (GO): protein serine/threonine kinase activity; ATP binding
Source: RefSeq, a predicted model, not a curated record